Molecule: messenger RNA, 2032 nt
Organism: Amphibalanus amphitrite
Lineage: Eukaryota; Metazoa; Arthropoda; Thecostraca; Balanomorpha; Balanidae
Exons: 1
Coding region: 5-1582 (525 amino acids)
Source: RefSeq, a predicted model, not a curated record
ACUGAUGUAUCUGAAGAGUUACUUAAGAGGAAAUGCCUUGGACACAAUCAAGCACCUGUCGAACGACGAGAAGAGCUACGAGCUGGCCAGAGUGUUCCUCAAGGAAGAGUACCUGGACAAUGAUAUCGUGGUUGAAGAGCACAUCAGGAGGCUGCACGAGCUCACUUCACCGCCAGCAAAGGACUUUACCGCUCUACGGUCGUUCUUCAACACAGCACGUACCUCAGUGUAUGAAUUGAAGGCAUUUGGCUUCGAUGCUCUUCAGGACGACACUCUCGGCAGCAAGAUCGUCAGCUACAUGAUCUGUCAGAAACUCCCGACGAACUUCAAGUCGAAGCUGAGCACCACCCUGCAGACGGACUUCCCCUCAACGAGAGAGUUGCUGGAGAACUACAACACGAUCAUCAAGUCACUGAUGAAGACAUCAACACCAGCGAAACAGCAAGAGGUGAAGCAAGUCCAAGAGCAUCAAGGAGCAAAACCGAAGCCUCCAAGGACUCGUCACCCUCACGGACAGCAUCAACUUGAUGAGUCUACAUCGUCAUCUGUGAAGUCGACACUGCAGAGGUUCCAGACGGGCACAGAGAGCGUCAGUAAGCCGACAGGAUCUGCAGCGUCCAAACCCGACUCCAAAUUCAGAGCGUGCAAGCUGUGUGCAGGUUCACAUUCGAUGCUCAAGUGCACAGUAUACACAACUCCACAAUCAAGAAUCAGGAGACUGAAGGAUCUCGACCUCUGCACCAAAUGCAGCGGGGCCCACAAGAUAGCUGAGUGUAAGGCCCAGUCAGCUGGACUCACCUAUCCCUGCACGAUUUGCAGCAGCAAACAUCACAUCUCGGCUGUGUGUGUUGUUAAGACCGCCGAUCACACCCAGAUACAGAGCGGCUUGCGUCUCAUGUGCAACAACCUACACAAAGGUCAGACUGUUCUACUUCCGUCGAUGUCAGUCAUCAUGCAGGUCAACAAUGGCGAGAUCUGUGAACGAGUCAGAUGCAUGAUUGACUUCGGCUCUCAAGCAUCAAAUAUCAGUGAAGACCUGGCAGCUCGGCUAGGAUUCAACUCAAACUCACCGACGACAGAGUACAAUGUCAAGACCUGCAUCGGCGUCAAGAAGCAGAGUUACAGCUCUGCCACUUGUGACGUCAUCUUCACUCCGACGGCAACAGCAAGACACAGCUUCUUGGUGGAUCCCGAUAUGAACUUGGAUUAUGACAUUCCAGGUGUGAAGUCUCUGGUGCACAAGCUGAAGACUGACGGCGUGCGCCUAGCGGAUUCUUUCUUCAACGACAUCACCUCCGACACGAUCGGCGACUUCGACUGCCUCCUGGGGUCUGACGUCAUAGGUGCGCUCAAACCUCUGAGGAGCGUGGACCUCGGACUGGGCACUGCCUUGGAGGUGCAAGAUGGACACAUCCUCUUCGGCGACAUCGACAGCUUCUACAGCGGAGGAAGCCAGGAGGGAGUGGCUGAACAUGAAGACAGCACCGAUGAGCAUCAAGAAGACCGGCACGACACCUCAGCACCGGCAGGGGAUGACGAAGCCGAUGCCGGCAGCCGUCAUCGCGGAAACGCCUCCUAUUGACGGUCAACGCGUCUGCUGGAGGACAGCAGAUGCACCCACAAAAGCAACAACGACGCCUGCAUCACUCACAGGUCUCAGACACCGGCUCCGAGCGGCGAACAUGAUGAUUUGCACAGCAUGAAGGAGCAGAUGCUGGACGUUGGAUGUUCAAGCAUCGCGCUUGAACAACAAACACAAACAUCCAAACAACAAACACACGAACAACAAACACAAACACACUCGCUACAAACAAACGAACGUCAAACUCAAACUCAAACACAAAACCAAACACAAACGCAGACUCAAACAUACAUCAACAGUGGGGCCCAACAAACAUCAACAAUCAAACGACAAACAACCCCAGCACCGAUUUCAUCAGAGGCGUCCCAGACAACGGAACUUCAGGUGCCUGAUCGUUUGUUGGCGGCCUCAGAAGACGUACAGACUUCUUCACUCAGCAACACAUCUAGU